GCCAGGGCGACUCAGCACUUUCCCUGCGCAGGGGCUGCUGGGAGAUAUGCAGAUGAGCCGCGGCCUUUAUAGGCCCGGGCCGGCCUGCUCCCCCUUUCCCUGGCUGGCUGCAGGGGAGGCACCUGGCUCCAGACACUACACUGGGUUCAGCUGCAGAAGCUUCUAGAAGUUCUGACCCCAGUCUCUGCAACUGCCAGCUGAAUCGGGACCCCGUUCUUCCACCUGCGCCACACCCCCAACUCCUCCUCUCGCUCUGCCUGCCUCCCCCCAGCCCCUCCUGCCUGCCCCAGCGCCCGCCUGGCCCCCAGCCUGUGGGCCUGCUCCCCUGAGAGCCCAGGGAGGGCCCCCGCCGUCCACCUGCAGAGGGCGGGCGGCGUGGCCAUGUGCCCCCCGGUCAGCGUGCGCCACGGGAGGGAGGGCAUGUCCUGCCUCUACGCAUCCUGGCUGUACCAGAUUCAGCACGGAGACGAGCUCAGCGUCUGCUUCGCCUGCUUCAAGGUGGCCUUCCUGGACCUCAAAGACAUGCUGGAGUCGGAAGACUGGGACGACGAGGACUGGGACCCCGAGGCCGCGGAGCUGCUGGAGGCCGGGCCUGAGCAGGAGGGGUCCCCGGGGCAGCCUGGGCAGGGGGGCGCCGAGCCCUGGGGGCCUGGGGCCCUGGCGUCAGCACCAGCGGGGUCAGAAGAGGUGGGCCUGGACCCCCUGUUCGUGCCCACCGAGCUGGGGCCCCAGAACGCGGUGCCCCUGGGCCUGGGCCCCGAGGACGCCGACUGGACCCAGGCCCUGCCCUGGAGGUUCCAGGGGCUGCCCCCAUGCUCACACUGGCCACGCCCCCCUUCUCCGUGGCAGAACUUCCUGGGUGCAGACCUGCCCCCCGGGGAGCCCAUGGUGCUGGAGCUGGGCACCAGCCGGCCCGUGGAGCCCGAGGAGGCCGAGGCGGCCGAGGCCUGGCUCCUGGGCCUGCAGGUUGUGUCCAUGGUGGGCUGCCAGGAUGCUGUCUACCUUCGGAGGAUGGUUCCGGGCUGGGCCCUGCAGAGCCCGGGCCAGCGCUGGAAACUGCUGCUGGACCCCGGGGAGGUGUGGGUGGUGAGGCUCCAGAACCCGACCCAGCAGCAGGACCUGCACCGCUGGAAGCUGAGUGUCCUGGAGAGGGCGGGGCCAGGCGCGGAGCUGGUGCCCGCCGACUGCGCCCUGCAGAAGAGGGGCUUCACCAUCCUCUCCUACUCACCCUGCAGCCAGAGGGAGGCGGAGGAGGGGGCCUCGGCCUGCCCCCAAGGCCAGGACGCCAGCACUGCCGAGCCCUGGAGCGGCGUGCCCGAGAGGCCCGGGGAGAGCCUGGCUGUGGUGGGAGCCUCCGUCCUGGGGGAGCUGCCCUGCUUCCAGCCCUUCAGGCCUGGGCCCCAGAACUGAGGGGCUGGGGCCCUGGUCCUGGCCGCUCACCUGGGGGGCCGGGCCGCGGGGGCCCCGAGGGAAGGUCAGGGACGUGCAAGGACUCAUAGCAGCAGUUACCUGCCUGUCAGUUGACUGUCACCAUCACCUGCUUCGGAACGCAGCGCUGACCAUCACUGUUCCUGGGCGAGAGGUCAACUGCCCCUGAUGCGGGAGCAGGGCUCAGAACCGUGCCUGGCUGUGAGGAGGGGGGCCAGGGGUGAGACCCCCAAAAAA
Molecule: messenger RNA, 1665 nt
Organism: Ictidomys tridecemlineatus (thirteen-lined ground squirrel)
Lineage: Eukaryota; Metazoa; Chordata; Mammalia; Rodentia; Sciuridae
Product: testis-expressed protein 19.2
Biological process (GO): placenta development; spermatogenesis; male gonad development
Cellular component (GO): nucleus; cytoplasm
Source: RefSeq, a predicted model, not a curated record